This is a messenger RNA of Eimeria acervulina, 651 nucleotides long. RefSeq lists its product as hypothetical. NCBI's taxonomy places the organism in Eukaryota, Apicomplexa, Conoidasida, Eucoccidiorida, Eimeriidae. The record is from RefSeq and is a predicted model, not a curated record. The transcript is spliced from 3 exons. The coding region runs from base 1 to 651 and encodes 216 amino acids.
AUGAGCAGCAACAGCGGCAGCAGCAGCAACAGCAGCGCCCAGCAGGGCGAGACACACCACUGCGAAGACAGCAGCAGCAGCAGCAGCAACAGCAGCAGCAGCAGCAGCUCGGAGGCUCCUGAGGUUCACGGGUCUGCUUCUGGGGAGUGUUUAGUUUGUUACGAUGAUAUAACUGAGGAGACAUAUUGCGAAUACAGCGUCAAAGGAGACAGCAAGUGGCAUGCCUCGCUCUUCUGCUACCCCUGCGUGCAGCAGCUGCAGCAGUCCCAGCGCAGCAUCAACAGGAAGAUGAGCAGCAACAGCGGCAGCAGCAGCAACAGCAGCGCCCAGCAGGGCGAGACACACCACUGCGAAGACAGCAGCAGCAGCAGCAGCAACAGCAGCAGCAGCAGCAGCUCGGAGGCUCCUGAGGUUCACGGGUCUGCUUCUGGGGAGUGUUUAGUUUGUUACGAUGAUAUAACUGAGGAGACAUAUUGCGAGUACAGCGUCAAAGGAGACAGCAAGUGGCAUGCCUCGCUCUUCUGCUACCCCUGCGUGCAGCAGCUGCAGCAGUCCCAGACGGGCGAAGCGCGCGAGAAGCUGUGGAACGAGCUCCGUGCCUUCCUGAUUGAUGGUGAACAGACGGAAGAGCCCAAGGACCCGACUAGCUAG